AUGAUGAUGAUACUUAGGACAGAUGAUGGUACUUUGAAAAAGAAUGAUGAUGAUUUUGAUGGUGAUGAUGAUGGUCAGAUGAUAGUACUUAGAGAUGAUGAUGAUGAUGACGAUGAUGAUGAUGUUGAUGGUGCUGAUGAUGAUGGUGGUGCUGGUGGUGGUGCUGAUGGUGAUGGACUUCCUCCCCGAAGCGGUGCCAGUCGACCGACUCGACAAAGUUGA
Messenger RNA from Brugia malayi, 222 nucleotides. RefSeq lists its product as uncharacterized. NCBI's taxonomy places the organism in Eukaryota, Metazoa, Nematoda, Chromadorea, Rhabditida, Onchocercidae. The transcript is spliced from 2 exons. The record is from RefSeq and is a predicted model, not a curated record. Bases 1 to 222 code for a protein of 73 amino acids.